Aspergillus tubingensis is the source of this 516-nucleotide messenger RNA. RefSeq names its product putative NADH-ubiquinone oxidoreductase 178 kDa subunit. Gene Ontology annotation, cellular component: mitochondrion. The transcript has 3 exons. The record is from RefSeq and is a predicted model, not a curated record. Lineage: Eukaryota; Fungi; Ascomycota; Eurotiomycetes; Eurotiales; Aspergillaceae. The coding region runs from base 1 to 516 and encodes 171 amino acids.
AUGUUCUUCGCUAGGCGAUCGGUGGCUUCGGCGCGGCUCCUUCUGCGGAACCAGCAGCCCCGGCGAUUCGACUCGCACGCAGCUCACCAUGCCGAGCCUGUGAACGAGAGCUUCGGCCGCAGUUUCUACGUCACCUUCGGCACCUUCGCGUCCGCCUUCGUUCUGUACCAGGUGGCCAAGUCGAACGAUAACUCCUCCCCGUCAUGGAUCACCAACCUCAUCCACAAGUGGACUCCGGACGAGAAGAUCUUUGAGCAGAGAAACGCCAUCCACACGGCCGCUAUGGAGAAGGUCGCUCAUGACCGUCACUUGUUCGCGAGUCAGGGUCCUCGCGAAUUCAUUGAAUUGAAGCAGCCUGAGGUCAGCUUCAGCGCCGUCGCUCCUUACAAUGUCGCCCCCGGCCAGAGCGCCGAUCUCAGCCAUGUUGUCGCUCACUACCAGCGCCAGAACCAGGAGAUGGAGGCCUCCCGUGUGGCCCGGAUGCAGGACGGCAAGGUCGUGUCUCUUUAUGAGUAG